Alternaria ethzedia is the source of this 687-nucleotide messenger RNA. RefSeq names its product Mitochondrial import inner membrane translocase subunit tim23 (gene TIM23). Lineage: Eukaryota; Fungi; Ascomycota; Dothideomycetes; Pleosporales; Pleosporaceae. The record is from RefSeq and is a predicted model, not a curated record. Gene Ontology annotation, biological process: protein import into mitochondrial matrix. Gene Ontology annotation, molecular function: transmembrane protein transporter activity. Bases 1 to 687 code for a protein of 228 amino acids. The transcript is spliced from 3 exons. Gene Ontology annotation, cellular component: mitochondrial inner membrane; TIM23 mitochondrial import inner membrane translocase complex.
AUGACCAUCUGGGACUCCAUAACCGGACGCAAGUCCAAGGACACGGCACCCGCGCCCGCCUCGCCCCAAAAUGCCGACUUCGUAAAAGAAGACACCUUCCAACCCACGCCCUUCGACCCCAACACGGCCAUCCAAAACCCCUCAGAAUUCCUGCUCGACCCCUCACAACUGCAUCCCCUCGCCGGCCUCAACCAAGACACACUCGACUACCUAAACCUCGAAGACAGCGUCCUCUCGGACCUGCCCGGCGCACAAUCCGCUCUGCCCUCACGCGGCUGGUCCGACGACUUAUGUUACGGCACGGGCGUGUCGUAUCUGACGGCGCUGACGAUAGGAGGAGCGUGGGGUCUAGCCGAGGGCCUGCAAAAGAACCCACCCAGCAUGCCCCCGCGGUUGCGCAUCAACGGCGUGCUCAAUGCGAUAACACGGCGAGGUCCUUUUCUGGGAAACAGCGCGGGUGUGAUUGCUAUGGUGUAUAAUGGUAUGAACAGCACGAUUGGGUACUACCGCGGCAAGCACGAUAUGAGCAACAGCGUGGUGGCGGGCGCAUUGAGCGGCGCGCUGUUCAAGAGCACAAGAGGGACGAGGCAGAUGGCUAUUAGCUCGGGUAUCUGCGCGACUGUAGCGGGAGGAUGGGCGAUAACACGAAAAGUCUUCUUCGAGCCCGACCUAAAACAAGUCGACUAA